UAUUUACUCAUGCGGUGAACUCUGACGGCAGAGAGGGUGCUGUUGCCCUUCCCUAGCACUGUGCCUGGCCGGAGGAGGGGCUUCUAAAUAACUGUGCACUGAAUGAAAGACUUGAGUAGAUACAGGAAUGGAGACAGGGCUUGAAGGCCCAGCAGAGAUCCUCUUAAUGUUUGAAGGGUUGAGCGGGAGGCCUGACCCAGAAGUCUAACCUACGUUUCUAGGGCAUGACUAGCUCCAGUUUCCAGUACAAGUUCAGAGAUCUAACUGUGGAAGAACUAAAGAAUGUAAAUAGGUUUUUCCCACAUUUCAGAUAUUCCAUGGACACCUAUGUGUUCAAAGAUAGUUCCCAGAAAGACCUGCUGAAUUUCACUGGCACUAUUCCUGUGAUGUACCAUGGUAAUACAUACAACAUACCAAUUCGUUUGUGGAUCUUGGAUUCCCACCCUUUUGCUCCCCCCAUUUGCUUCUUAAAGCCAACUGCAAAUAUGGGUGUCUCAGUUGGAAAACAUGUGGAUGCUCAAGGCAGAAUAUACUUGCCCUAUCUUCAAAACUGGAGCCAUCCUAAGUCUGUCAUUGUUGGACUAAUUAAAGAAAUGAUUGCCAAGUUUCAAGAGGAACUUCCCCUGUAUUCUCUACCAUCGUCUGAUGAGGCACGGCAGGUAGACUUGCUAGCCUAUAUUGCAAAAAUCACUGAAGGUGUCUCAGACAUAAAUUCAAAGAACUGGGCAAAUCAUGAGCAUAAAACAGUCAAUAAAAUUACUGUGGUUGGAGGUGGAGAACUGGGAAUUGCUUGCACAUUAGCAAUCUCAGCAAAGGGCAUUGCAGACAGACUGGUCCUCUUGGACCUCUCAGAAGAGACGAAAGGAGGAGUGAUGGACCUUGACAUCUUUAACCUGCCUAAUGUGGAGAUCAGCAAAGAUUUGUCUGCCUCUGCUCAUUCCAAGGUGGUGAUCUUCACAGUCAACUCUUUGGGUAGUUCUCAGUCCUACCUUGAUGUGGUACAAAGCAAUGUGGAUAUGUUCAGAGCCCUUGUCCCAGCUCUGGGACACUAUAGUCAACAUGGUAUCCUGCUUGUUGCAUCUCAACCAGUGGAAAUCAUGACUUACGUGACAUGGAAACUGAGUGCAUUUCCUACAAAUCGAGUGAUUGGAAUUGGAUGUAAUCUGGAUUCACAGAGAUUACAGUACAUUAUUACAAAUGUUUUGAAGGCACAAAUGUCAGGAAAACAAGUAUGGGUUAUUGGUGAGCAGGGAGAAGACAAAGUGCCCACAUGGGGUGGCCAAGAAGAAGUGAUGAGUCAUAACUCUCAAGUGCAGUUGUCCAACAGAGCCAUGGAGGUGUUACGGGUAAAAGGUCAAAGAUCCUGGUCUGUUGGACUAUCAGUGGCUGACCUGGUUGACAGUAUUGUAAAUGAUAAAAAGAAAGUACAUUCUGUAUCAAUUUUAGCAAAGGGAUAUUAUGAUAUAAACAAUGAAGUGUUUUUAAGUUUACCUUGCAUCCUUGGAUCCAGUGGAGUAUCUGAAGUCAUCCAAAGCACAGUGAAGGAAGAUACAGCAACUGAGAAACUCCAAAGCAGUGCAUCAUCCAUCCAUGGUCUCCAACAACAGUUAAAACUUUGAUCCUAAAGUA
Felis catus (domestic cat) is the source of this 1629-nucleotide messenger RNA. RefSeq names its product UEV and lactate/malate dehyrogenase domains (gene UEVLD). The record is from RefSeq and is a predicted model, not a curated record. Bases 225 to 1619 code for a protein of 464 amino acids. Gene Ontology annotation, molecular function: ubiquitin binding; oxidoreductase activity, acting on the CH-OH group of donors, NAD or NADP as acceptor. Lineage: Eukaryota; Metazoa; Chordata; Mammalia; Carnivora; Felidae. The transcript has 12 exons. Gene Ontology annotation, cellular component: ESCRT I complex. Gene Ontology annotation, biological process: carboxylic acid metabolic process; endosome to lysosome transport; protein transport.